Molecule: messenger RNA, 1074 nt
Organism: Didymosphaeria variabile
Lineage: Eukaryota; Fungi; Ascomycota; Dothideomycetes; Pleosporales; Didymosphaeriaceae
Exons: 5
Coding region: 1-1074 (357 amino acids)
Biological process (GO): carbohydrate transport; transmembrane transport
Cellular component (GO): membrane
Molecular function (GO): carbohydrate:proton symporter activity
Source: RefSeq, a predicted model, not a curated record
AUGCUCAACGGUCUAAAUAUUCUGCCCUCAUACACCGACUAUUUCAAUUUGAACCCCGCAACUACCGGCCUCAACACGGGAUCUGUCUUUAUCGGCGGCUUCUUCGGGCCUAUGGUCUCAGGCAUCAUGUCUGACCGCUUGGGGAGACGGCCCACCAUCUUCUGGGGCUGCCUGCUGACUAUCGUGGGCAUCAUUAUCCAGACUGCUGCGCAAAACAUAGCCAUGUUCGUUGUCGCUCGUAUCAUUCUUGGAUUUGGUUCGAUCGUCGCGGAGUCACCGCGGUGGCUCGUUCACGAAGGUUUCUACGAGGAAGCACGAACAGUCGUUGCGCAGACCAACGCCGACGGCGAUCCAUCUAGCCCCAUUGUACUCACAGUGUACAAGGAGAUUCUCGACACGUUGGAAUGGGAAAAGAAGGAGGGACGAACCAUGAGCCCGCAAGAAAUCUUUAAGACACCGGUCGCUCGAAAACGUCUGCUGAUAGGCGCAUCCGCUGGACCAUUCUCAUGCGUUGCUGGAAACAUCAUUGCUUCUUACUAUCUCGGAUCUGAGCUGAAUACUGCUGGUAUCACAAACUCGAACGAUCAGUUGAAAGCAACCUACGCAGAUCACCCAGAGGGCGCAUCCAAGAGCCUCAUCUAUGGCGAUGUCGCGGUGAUGUUUCUCUUCCAGGGCUUUUACUCGAUUGCGUGGACGCCACUCUUAUAUCUUUAUCCGCCAGAAGUCAUGAACUAUUCUAUCCGCGCCAAUGGUGUCGCCUUCUCACAAUUCGCAUUAAAUGCAUUUGCUUGCGUACUGGUCUUCGUCAUGCCGAUUGGCCUCGAAAACAUUGGAUGGAAGAUGUACAUGAUCAAUGGCUCUUGGGAUAUUGCCAUCAUUGUUCUUAUCGCUGUGUAUUGGGUUGAAACCAAGGGUAAAACCCUUGAAGAAAUUGAUGCAAUCUUUGAAGGCGAGAAACAUUCCGCAGUUCCAGAUGUAGAGGCUGUACGAAAGGGCGAGGCGACUGUUAAUACAAAGGAGCUUGAGCAAGAUUUAAACAUGGAGAGUAUGAUCAAAGUGGAAAAGAGCAAUUAA